Messenger RNA from Setaria italica (foxtail millet), 3101 nucleotides. RefSeq lists its product as uncharacterized. Gene Ontology annotation, biological process: ubiquitin-dependent protein catabolic process; positive regulation of proteasomal ubiquitin-dependent protein catabolic process; protein polyubiquitination. Gene Ontology annotation, molecular function: zinc ion binding; ubiquitin conjugating enzyme binding; ubiquitin protein ligase activity. Bases 291 to 2711 code for a protein of 806 amino acids. Gene Ontology annotation, cellular component: cytoplasm; ubiquitin ligase complex. The record is from RefSeq and is a predicted model, not a curated record. Lineage: Eukaryota; Viridiplantae; Streptophyta; Magnoliopsida; Poales; Poaceae. The transcript is spliced from 3 exons.
CAGCCGCGCCGAGGCGCAGCCGACUCAGCCCCUCCGCUUUCCACGACACGCGCCGAUAGGGCCCGAUCGCGCGCGCCGCCGCCGCCUGCCCGCCUCCCUCAGGAUCGAUCUCGCCGCCGCGCGCGGCUGCGCAGGGCGGCUGGCGGACCGGCGCACGCGUCCUCGCUGCGCCGCCGAUUCUCUUCAAGGUCCACAGCCGCCGCAAGGAGGAAGCACGCGGAGGCGCUCAAGUACUGGGACCUCUGCUGGCUGUUCAUUCACUCCAACUGAGAGCAGCACCAACUACAACAAUGCUGGACCUGAUUUACAAGUUCGCUCGUGAUUUGGUGCUGGCCGAGGAUCCGCAGGCUGAAGAGGUUCUCCGGUUCUCAACUCACCCAGAAAGGUUCUGCGCCGUUUGCAAAUUGGUGAUCCCAUCGCUUGAAGCAUCAUGGAAACCUGACGACUGUGAUCAUGUCAUCUGCAUUUCCUGCCUAUGGCAAUAUGCACCAGAGACAGAGGCCACUGGGCUGCCCAGUUGUGCUGUGGCUUCCUGUGAAUCCUUGCAUAAGUCGGAGACACAUCAGGGGGUCGGUGUGAAUCGCAGCACUUUGAUCUCAACGAAAGAAAUGGACAGUGGAAAAGGGAAAGAACCAUUGGAUGUUAUGAUUCAGGAGGUGGGCCAAUGCUCUCGUGGUGCAAAUGUGAUGGCUAGCAGUGAGUUCUACUGCACUAUAUGCAUGGAGACAGUGCACGUAAGAGAGGUCUUCCCAAUUCCCGGGUGCACACACCUCUUCUGUGUGAGCUGUCUGAGACAAUACAUCAUGGCGAAGGUUGAGGAUAACGUGUUGUCCAUUGGCUGCCCUGAACCUGGAUGCAAGGAUGGCACACUGGAUCCAGAGGCUUGCCAGGAUGUGAUUCCACCGCAGCUGUUCCAGAGGUGGGGCGCUGCACUCUGUGACUUGGCACUGGGGGCAUUCAAGUUCCACUGUCCCUUCAAGGACUGCUUGGCAUUGCUGGUCGAUGAACGUGGCCCUCGUGAGGCAGCAAUAAGGAAAGCUGAGUGCCCACACUGCUCCCGGAUGUUUUGUGUGCAGUGCAAGGUAGCAUGGCACCAUGAAGUUACCUGUGAAGAUUUUCAGAGGCUCGGGACUGAUGAGCCGAGGCUAGAUGACCUGCUACUGAGGAAGGUCACGCAGGAGAGCAUGGCACAACCAGAUCCUGUGGGUUCCUGUGAAUCUUUGCACAAGUCAGAGACACAUCAGGGGAUCAAUGUGGGUCCUACUACCUUGAUCUCAAUCAAGGACAUGGACAGCUACAAGGGGAAAAAGCAAUUUGAUGCUAUGCUUCAGGAGCUAGCCCAAUGUUCUCGUGGUGCCAAUGUGAUGGCCGACUGCGAGUUCUACUGCACCAUAUGCAUGGAGACAGUGCACAUCAGAGACCUCUUUCCCAUUUCUGGGUGCACACACCUCUUCUGUGUCAACUGCAUGAACCAGUACAUCACUGCAAAGGUCGAGCAUACUGCGUUGCCCAUUGGAUGCCCUGAACCAGGAUGCAAGGAUGGUUUAUUGGACCCAGAGGCGUGCCGUGACAUGAUCCCGCUGGAGCUGUUCCAGAGGUGGGGCACUGCACUCUGUGACUCGGCACUGGGGGCAUUUAAGUUAUACUGCCCCUUCAAGGACUGCUCGGCAUUGCUGGUCGACGAAUGUGGCUCUCGCAAGGCAGCAAUAAGGAAAGCUGAGUGCCCACACUGCUCUCGGAUGUUUUGUGCGCAGUGCAAGGUGGCAUGGCACUACAGGGUCACCUGUGAAGAUUUCCAGCAGCUCAGGAAUGAUGAACAGGUGCGAGAUGACCUGCUGCUGAGGAAGGUUGUGCAGGAGAGUAAGUGGCAGAGGUGCCUCCGGCGUGUGGUGACUACAUGUCAAUCUUUGUGCAAGUCAAAGGUACAUCGGGGGAUCGAUUUGGGUCAUAGCACCUUGAUCUCAACCGAAGACAUGGACAGCUGCAAAGGGAAAGAUCCAUUGUAUGAUAUGCUUCAGGACCUAGGGCAAUGCUCUCCUGGUUCGAAUGCGAUGGCCAGCUACGAGUUCUACUGCACCAUAUGCAUGGAGGCAGUGCACGUCGGAGAGCUCUUUCCGAUUUCUGGGUGCACACACCUCUUCUGUGUCAGCUGCGUGAGCCAGUACAUCACUGCGAAAGUCGAGGAUAAUGUGUUGUCCAUUAGCUGCCCUGACCCAGGAUGCAAGUAUGGCGCAUUGGACCCGGAGGCGUGCCGUGAUGUGAUCCCACCACAGCUGUUCCAGAGGUGGGGCGCUGCACUCUGCGACUCAGCGCUGGGGUCAUUCAAGUUCUACUGUCCCUUCAACGACUGCUCGGCAUUGCUUGUCCAUGAGCGUGGCCACGGUGAGGGUGAGGCAGCGAUAACGAAUGCUGAGUGCCCACACUGCCGCCGUAUGUUCUGUGCGCAGUGCAAGGUGGCAUGGCACGAUGGCAUCACCUGCGCGGAGUUCCAGCGGCUUGGGAAGGACGAGCGAAGCAAGAAUGACCUACUGCUGAGGAAGGUCGCGCGGGAGAGCAGGUGGCAGAGGUGCCCCAAAUGCAAGAUGUACGUGGAGAGGGCCGAGGGCUGCGUGUACAUUGUCUGCAGGUGUCAGCAUCGCUUCUGCUACCUCUGUGCAUCCCCAAUGUCCAAUGGCAUACAUCGUUGCAGCAGGUGCAAGAGGACCUGGUGAAUGAUCUGAACUCCUGAAGCUUCAAAGCUUUACGCGAGGGAAGUAGGUUUCUGAACUCUCUGUAAAGCCAUUCAGUUACUGGUAUGACUGCUUUGGUUAGCAUUAGAUCGUGCAUUCAUGAUUGACCAAAUCAUUAUCAGAAGUAGAACUACUGGAUCGCUAUUACUAUUUAUUAAACAUCACAAAGUAUAUAUUGUUUAGGAAAAGACAUGGAGACGACACUUAAUUUAGUCUUGCAGCCUAAUGUAGCGACUUAUGAGUUAGAUACAGCUGGUGACUUUCUUAUGAAGAAAGCAUAAGGUGCUGUUUGGUUCGGCAAAUAUCGCCCUGUAUUCGAUAACACGGUAACAGAUACUGAUUAUAUAUGUUUGAUUAUAUAUGUUUGGUCGG